GUGACAAAAAAAGUAAACCCAGCUUAAGAAAUAUUAAUUUUUUUCCAAUAAAAUACUAAUAAGAAAAUUUUAUUUAGGGAUUACAAGAGGUCAUACUUCUGCAGUACUUGGCAAAUUAUUUCCAUUCUGGAUUCCCAAAAGAGGACAUACUUAGAUAUCUACAAGAUGGAUCUGGCGGAGACGAUGAAGAAUGUGUUAGCGAAGAGUAGUGGAAAUGCCACUAGUACGGCAAGUGGAUCCACCGCGGCAACCCCGCACGGCGCAGAGGGAUAUGUCACAGAAAAGCUUUAUAUGCUAUUGCAACUAUAUUUACAAAAUAAGGGCUGGAGUCCCAGUAUAGAGCUACUACAAUGUUUCAGCGAUCUCAAAGAGUCUUCCAUGCUUCCAAGUGCAACUUAUUUACAAAUGAUGGCAUCAAGGGUUGGUUUAGAUGCUCAAGGACGUCUGAUUUAUCGUGAGAAUGGUAAAAUAAUCUUACCUUAUGAACAUUUUGCUAAUGCUGUUAUGUUGAAACACAUGAAUGGUCCCCAUGGCCUACAUUUGGGAUUAGAGGCAACUGUCAGAGCUGUGGUUGAAUCUUAUACAAUUGGUAGAGAACAAUUUGGAAUGGAGAAAGAGUUUAUUGUAGAAGUUGUUCAAAAUUGUCCAAACCCAGCUUGUCGCUAUUACAAGAACCAGUUAGAAAUGACACAGAAAUCUAUACAACAACACUUAUCUCAACAACCAACAUACAUACCAGAUGCAGGCAGUUCCAAUUUAUCAGACAGUCAAGCAGUAGAGCGCCUACUCCGUGGUGCAGCACUGCCACAAGACUAUCAGCUGCCACUUGCACCACAUCUUGCCGCUCUCAGUGAGUUGUUAACAAAUUUAGCGGGUGACAAAACAGACCGGCGUGCGACUGAUAAACUCUCACAGCAUCAGCAAAUGUUACUGCACCAAAAUCGUUCCAUGAGUCACCAGUCAAUUGAUAAAUACUCCCAGAGGUCAUCUUCACAAUCUUCUUUGGACACCAAGUCUAAACACCACUACACUGAUGAUCACAAAUUAACUGAUUUUCUAAGAGCGAACCUGGAGAGCCUGGAGUCUCUAUCGGGAGGGUCAAGUGGGUCAGGCGGUCAGGAACGCGUAGUGCGUGCUUUCGCAGAGUUGGCCCGUAACUUGCAACGUAUGCGGCCUUGUGUCCGGCCAGCUAUGUGUAAACCUUAUGGGAAACAGAGCGAGCAACUGCAGAAGAUCCUCUUGGAUACAAUUCAGUUGGUCCAAUCGCUCCGUAGCUAUCUGCCUCCGCCGCACAUACAAGUCACAUCGUGGAAGAACGAUGAUAAAUUGCGUUCAAAUAAUAUGGAUGACUUGGAGAGCCGUAAGAUAGUUAGCGGUAACUAGCACUGUGCCUCGGACUGAGAUCAUGACAAAUUGAAGGUAUUAUUUUAUAUGAAAAAUUAUUAUGUUUAUAUAAGUUUCAGUACUUAUUAAAAAAGUUAUAUUCAACUAUUCCGCUAAUUUUGAUACUUCGGUACAUUUUUAUUAUCUAUUCUGUUGUUUUAAUAAUCAUGUUAUUAUAAUUGAAAUAUUUAUUUUUAUAUCCAAGAUUUUAUGAAGUAUUAAUGUAUACAUUGAACCAGUAACAAAAUUGAGCGUUAUAUAGGAUUGACAAAUCUUGAUACUAGUUUCACGGUUGAUUAAUGUUUUGGAAUAUAUCAAGAUAUUUGUAUAGGUUUCUGUUAUUUAUUAAUCUCUGUCAAUGAAUUUGUUUUGCGAUAUUAUAAUAUACAUUGGUCUCUAUAUGUUAAGGCGUGGUCCAUAGUAUCGAAAGUAAAAUAAGUAUAUAUUAUGUUCAUAUUUGUCUUAUGGAGUGUGCAUUAAAAACCCUAAGAAUAGUUUUUUUUUCGCAAAAGUAUUACAUUUUUUUUUGCUUAAAGCCGCCAUUAUUGGUUUAAUUUUUGACAGUUUAUAUCAAAUUAUCA
Pieris brassicae (large cabbage white) is the source of this 1964-nucleotide messenger RNA. RefSeq lists its product as uncharacterized. NCBI's taxonomy places the organism in Eukaryota, Metazoa, Arthropoda, Insecta, Lepidoptera, Pieridae. The transcript is spliced from 9 exons. The record is from RefSeq and is a predicted model, not a curated record. The coding region runs from base 166 to 1383 and encodes 405 amino acids.